AAGCUUAAGGACUAGAAACAUCGCUAGUGGAAAAAAUAGACAAAUUCAAUUUUCCAGGCUAAGCAAAUGCUAAAUCAAGCUAUUAAUGCAACAGAAACUAUUUAUAACCAAACCAGCAGGUGCAGCAAACCAGCCCCCCUUCUUUUUCUAAGUAGCAAAACACCCCUCUCCCACAAGAAGGCAAAUGGGGCCCCGUUUUUCUCCCCAGCCUCUGCUUUUCUUUCCUUCCUGAGCUCAGGAGCAAAGGCUGCAGGGGGGUCUGGGCAUCCGGUUCCCACCACCAGGCCCAGGCCAGGCAGUUCUUGCAGCCACAUUGCCAACACGUGACAGGAAACCCAGCAGCUUUUGAUCUCUUCCCAGCUGCUGCAGUAGCAGCACCAGGCUGAGAUGGCCACAGCACCAAUUCACUCCUGCUCUGGGCUCCUUGGACUCCGCUUCUCCCAUGUCCUCCUUGCCUUCUUGUGCACCUUUGUGGGCAGUGGCUCUGCCGUGACAGUAAUCCAAACUCCAAGCUUUGUCAGUGACUCGACUGGGGGGAAAAUUUCCUUCAGUUGCUCUGUGGAUGAUACAAGCUACAGGUUUUAUUUAUAUCACCAAUUGCCUGGGAAAACAGAAUUGAAAGUCAUCGGGUACCUGUCCACUGGUAGUAAAACCCUUGAAGAAAUUCCACCUGAAUUGACGAAUCGGCUGGAAGGAAAGGGUUCCAAGCAUGAGAACCCAUCUAGGCGGGAAUUGCGUUUGGAAUUAUCAAAACUUCAGGCGAAUGACACAGGCUUCUAUCUCUGUGCUGCAUUGUACACAGUGAAAGAGAAAGAAACAGUGGCAGAUGCAAAACUGAGUAUCAGGAACAAAUCUGCCCUUUACACUUUUCUGUUCAUAUCCACCUUUUACCUGACAUCCAUGGAUUGCAAGAUCACAAGAACAGACCUGCACGAUGAGGGCCAGGCUGUUAUAGGCCAGCAUCUCAGGUCUCACAGUGGCCAGCCAGAUCUCUUCAGGCUGCUGUCAAAGAAAACAUGGAUACAGUUCUUUUCCUAUAACUGGAACUUGAAGGCUUGGUGCCCCUAA
Pantherophis guttatus is the source of this 1068-nucleotide messenger RNA. The record is from RefSeq and is a predicted model, not a curated record. Lineage: Eukaryota; Metazoa; Chordata; Lepidosauria; Squamata; Colubridae.